AUUAUUGAUAGCACUUACGCAGUUUGGUCGCUGUUCGAAAAGCACCUGGUUGGCAUAAACCCUAACCCCUAAAGUUAACGACCACUCCCUCUGCAAAAUUGUAUUUCCUUUGGCAAUUCAUCGGCGAUCAUGGAAGUUGAUAGAGCAGAUGGGCGGGCCCCUAAUCAACGAAGACCGGUGGCCUGUACUCGAGGCAUACUCCACCGUGCUCAUGGCUCCGCUAGCUGGGCUCAAGGUGACACAAAAGUUAUUGCUGCUGUUUAUGGACCCAAAGCUGGAACUAGGAAAAACGAAAACCCUGAAAAGGCCUGCAUUGAAGUCAUUUGGAAACCAAAAACCGGACAGAGUGGGAAACCAGAGAGGGAAUAUGAAAUGGUGAUGAAGAAGACAUUACAAAGCAUCUGCCUCUUGAAUGUUCAUCCCAAUACAACAACUUCAAUUAUCAUUCAAGUUGUCAAUGAUGAUGGUGCUCUUCUUCCAUGUGCAAUAAAUGCAGCUUGUGCUGCUCUAGUAGAUGCUGGGACUCCAUUAAAGCAUCUUGCUAUUGCAAUAUGUUGUUGUAUGUCUGAAAACGGUCAAAUUUUACUUGACCCAAGCAAGAUUGAAGAACAGAAAGUGAAGUCAUUUGUAUAUUUGGUGUUCCCAAAUUCUAUAGCUUCCGUUCUUCCAGAAGGUUCAUUAAAAUCACGAGGUGAAAUAACGGAACAUGGGAUUCUUACAUCCGUGACACAUGGCGUAAUGACAGUGGAUGAUUAUUUCAGCUGUCUAAAAUUGGGACGCCCUGCUGCAGCUGAAUUGUCUGAUUUUAUCAGAAACAACUUAAAAUUGAAACCAGGGAAUGACUCAUCUAAAGCAGCUUAAUUAAGACCUUUUUUAAUGCAAUUGAAUGUAUAAUUCUUUGUACGUUUUUUUUUUUUUUUGUUAAUUAUCAAGGGCUUGAAUUU
Messenger RNA from Lactuca saligna, 944 nucleotides. The record is from the annotation of a GenBank genome assembly. NCBI's taxonomy places the organism in Eukaryota, Viridiplantae, Streptophyta, Magnoliopsida, Asterales, Asteraceae.